ACGAUCAAAUGUGCUACAUAUAGACCCCAUCCGAGUGUACUGACAGCGAAGAAUGUUAGCUUCCAUUUUCACAUCGUCAGCUUCCAGACUCUUCCACAAACCCUCAGCUUUGUCACUUGUACGGACGCUCUCUCCCUCCGCUUCUCGCCUUCAAGUUCGUUCAAUGGCGGACUCUGCUUUCAAGAAAAUUCAGAUUAAGAGGGACGACACUGCAUUUGAUGCAUACGUAGUCGGCAAAGAAGAUGCUCCUGGGAUUGUUGUGCUUCAAGAGUGGUGGGGCGUCGACUUCGAAAUCAAGAACCAUGCUGUGAAAAUUUCUCAACUUGGCCCUGGUUUUAAAGCACUUAUCCCAGAUUUGUAUCGUGGAAAGCUCGGUCUGGAUGUUGCAGAAGCACAACAUUUGAUGGAUGGUCUUGAUUGGCAAGGUGCUGUGAAAGAUAUCCGUGCUUCAGUUAACUGGCUUAAAGCAAAUGGCUCAAAGAAGGUAGGUGUAACGGGUUUUUGCAUGGGGGGUGCUCUAUCUAUUGCUAGUUCUGUUCUGGUUCCUGAGGUUGAUGCUGUUGUUGCAUUCUAUGGAGUUCCGUCAUCAGAACUUGCAGACCCUGCCCAAGCUAAGGCUCCCGUUCAGGCUCAUUUUGGGGAGCUUGAUAGUUUUGUUGGCUUUUCUGAUGUGACGGCUGCCAAGGCUUUGGAGGAAAAGCUGAAAGUGUCUGGAGUUCCCCAUGAGGUACACAUUUAUCCAGGCAAUGCACAUGCUUUCAUGAACAGGUCUGCAGAUGGUGUGAAGAGGAGGAAGGGCAUGGGAAUGCCUGAUGAGGAUGAAGCUGCAGUUGAGCUGGCUUGGUCUCGCUUCCAGUCAUGGAUGACUCGCUAUUUAUCUGCUUAAGCAGUUUCAUGUUCUGGUAUUCUGCUACUACCUUGAAGUGUGGCCCUCUACAUUAGCCUGAGAAAUUUGAUAUGCCCAAAUUUGCUUCUUGUUACUCUUCAUGGUGAUAAUGGAUAUAUAAUCGUGUGGAUUCUACUUGA
Molecule: messenger RNA, 1026 nt
Organism: Juglans microcarpa x Juglans regia
Lineage: Eukaryota; Viridiplantae; Streptophyta; Magnoliopsida; Fagales; Juglandaceae
Product: protein usf
Exons: 5
Coding region: 53-886 (277 amino acids)
Molecular function (GO): hydrolase activity
Source: RefSeq, a predicted model, not a curated record